GUUCAUACCGGUCCUUUUGUCCCAGAGCCCAUUUAUGAUGCUGCUCCAAGUGAAAUUCAUGACAGAAUGGAUGGUUUCCAAGAUCAGUUUGAAGAAUUGCAGAAAGAGAUGAAAGCUCUCCGUGGGAAAGAACUGUUUGGAAAGAAUGUGCAUGAUCUUUGCCUUGUUCCCAAUGUGAAAGUACCUGCUAAGUUCAAGCUGCCUGAAUUUGAGAAGUACAAAGGAAAUUCCUGUCCUCAGGCACACCUGGUGAUGUAUAUAAGGAAGAUGUCCACUCACACUGAUGAUCAACGUCUGUUGAUUCACUAUUUCCAAGACAGUCUGACUGGAGCUGCUUCUAAGUGGUAUAUGGGCCUUGAUAGCACCCAUAUCCGCACUUUCAAUGACUUAGCUGAAGCGUUUGUGAAGCAAUACAAGUAUAAUGUGGACAUGGCUCCUGAUAGGGAUCAAUUGCGAGCUAUGAUGCAGAAAGAGAAGGAAUCCUUCAAGGAAUAUGCUCAGAGAUGGCGUGAGGUUGCCGCCCAAGUGAUUCCUCCGAUGGAAGAAAAAGAGAUGACUAAGAUUUUUCUGAAGACUCUUGGUCCGUUUUAUUAUGAGAGGAUGAUUGCUAGUGCUCCUGUAGACUUCACCGAAAUGGUGGGUAUGGGUGUCAGAUUAGAAGAAGCUGUGCGAGAAGGUCGUUUGGUUCGAAAUGACAAUUCAUCUGGUGGUGCGAAGAAGUACGGUUCUUCAUUCCAGAAGAAGAAAGAGUCAGAUGCCAAUGUUGAUCCUAUCCCUAUGACGUACACUGAACUGUAUCCUGCUCUAAUUCAUAAGAAGCUGGUUCAACCAAGGUCACCACCUCCUGUUCCAGAGAAACUCCCUUGGUGGUACAAGGCUGAUGCCACUUGUGCUUUUCAUCAGAAUGCUCCUGGGCAUGAUCUGGAAAAUUGUUGGCCCCUGAAGAAUGAAGUUCAGAGAUUGGUCCGUUCUGGAAUGCUCUCUUUCCGUGAUAUUGGCCCAAAUGUGAAGAACAAUCCGUUGCCAACUCAUGAAGCGUCUGCUGUGAAUAUGGUGUAUGGAUGCCCUGGGAAGUAUAAGAUUUAUCGUGUAGAACACAUCAGAGGAUCAUUGGUAGAGAUGCAUGCCACUCUGUGUGAAUACAGUCAUUAUGAACAUAAUCAUGCUGCUUGUAGGAUUUGUUCAGUCAAUCCUCGAGGGUGUUACAUUGUAAGAAGAGACUUGCAAGAGAUGAUAGAUCAAAGGCUCAUUGAGAUUCUGAGGGAUAGAGAUGAAGAUGAUGUCAAUGUGAUUGAACCAUGCUUUGAAAUCCCGGAAUGUGUAGAGAUUGGUUAUUAUGGCAAAGCUGCUGUGGAACCUCUUGUGAUAUGUUUGCCUGGAUCUGUACCUUAUAGUUCUGAUAAAGCUGUACCUUACAGAUAUAAUGCCACCAUGUUGGAAGCUGGAAAAGAAGUUGAGAUUAAGCCUCUGUCUUCUGUUGAGAAUAUAGCAGAUGUCAGUAGAGUGACUAGAAGUGGACGAGUUUUUACUCAGCCCCAAACAGUUGUGGAUGUCCAGAGGAAUCCUACUCAAGUGCCUGUGAACAAUAAUGAUGUGACAAAAGUGAAUGCUGGGUCAUCUUCAGAAAAGGAGAUGGAUGAGAUUUUAAAGCUUAUCAAGAUGAGUGAUUAUAAGAUCGUGGAUCAGCUGCAUCGCACUCCGUACAAGAUUUCUAUAAUGGAGCUGCUGGCGAAUUCUCCUGCUCAUAGGGAUUCUCUGAUGAAAAUACUUGAUCAAGCCUUUGUGGAUCAUAAUGUGACGCUGGAUCAGUUUAAUGGGGUUGUGAGUAAUAUCACCGCAUGUAAUAAUUUGAGCUUCAGUGAUGAAGAUUUGCCUGAGGAAGGAAGAAAUCAUAAUUUGGCUUUGCAUAUCUCUGUCAGUUGCAAAGAGGACUCAAUGUCUAAUGUGUUGAUUGAUACUGGAUCAUCUCUGAAUGUCAUGCCAAAAUCCACUCUUGCUAAGCUGUCUUAUGGUGGCACACCAAUGAGAUUUAGCAACCUGAUUGUCAAGGCUUUUGAUGGAUCGAAGAAAUCAGUGGUUGGAGAGGUUGAUUUGCCUAUUGGUAUUGGACCAUUUGUCUUCAAGAUUACUUUUCAAGUGAUGGAUAUUUUCCCUGCGUACAGUUGCUUAUUAGGACGCCCGUGGAUCCAUGAGGCUGGGGCAGUUACUUCAACUCUUCACCAAAAGUUGAAAUUUGUGAAAGAUGGAAAGAUGGUUGUUGUGAAUGGAGAACAAGCUUUGCUAAUUAGUCAUCUCUCUUCAUUCCGUACCAUAGAAGCUGAUGAAGUGGUCAUUGGAACUGCAUUCCAAGCCCUGUCUGUUAAUGAUGAAAUCAAAAAAGAUGAAGCUUCCAUUGCCUCCUUCAAAGAUGCUCAACUGGUGGUUCAGAAUGGACAUUCAGGAGUCUGGGGACAAGUGGUGAGUCUUCAAGAGAACAGGAAUAGAGCUGGUCUG
Vicia villosa (hairy vetch) is the source of this 2493-nucleotide messenger RNA. RefSeq lists its product as uncharacterized. Lineage: Eukaryota; Viridiplantae; Streptophyta; Magnoliopsida; Fabales; Fabaceae. Gene Ontology annotation, molecular function: aspartic-type endopeptidase activity. Gene Ontology annotation, biological process: proteolysis. The annotation marks the transcript as partial. The transcript is spliced from 2 exons. The record is from RefSeq and is a predicted model, not a curated record.